Molecule: messenger RNA, 838 nt
Organism: Abrus precatorius (Indian licorice)
Lineage: Eukaryota; Viridiplantae; Streptophyta; Magnoliopsida; Fabales; Fabaceae
Product: protein yippee-like
Exons: 6
Coding region: 224-613 (129 amino acids)
Cellular component (GO): ubiquitin ligase complex
Source: RefSeq, a predicted model, not a curated record
UUUGCUUUUGCAGAAAAAGCGAUGAUUGAUUGCUUCUCUCUCCACAUUUCUUGCAACUGGUUGCGUACUCUUCUACCCAAACCCAAACUCAGAUUCACCAUCGCUUCAAUUUGACCCUUGAGCGAUCUCGGUUUGACUGCGUCUUUCGUUGAAUUUCGCGUUGACCCUUCAGCUUAAAGCCAUCGUUGAUCUUCAAUUGUUGCUUUGAAUUCGGUGUUGAGAUAUGGGGAGGUUGUUUGUGACCCAUCUAGAAGGGAAGAUCUAUAGCUGCAAAUACUGUCGAACUCAUAUAGCUCUUUCUGAAGACAUCGUUUCCAAGUCUUUCCACAGCAGACAUGGGAAGGCUUAUCUCUUCAGUAAGGUUGUGAAUGUUUCUACUGGAGAGAAAGAGGAUAGACAGAUGCUCACUGGGAUGCAUACUGUGGCUGACAUUUUUUGUGUGGGUUGUGGAUCAAUUGUUGGUUGGAAAUAUGAGACUGCUCAUGAUAAAAGCCAGAAGUACAAGGAAGGAAAAUCUGUUCUUGAACGGUACAAGGUGUCAGGUCCUGAUGGCAGCAAUUUUUGGGUGAGCCAUGAAGCACAUGUUGGUGGAAGUGAUGCAGAUGAUGCUUAGUCAUCUUACUAUUGACAAUUGAAUUGUACAUUCCUUUAUCCUCUUCGUUUGUUGUUCAAUGAAUGUGGAUCUUAUAGGGGCAAUUUAGCAAAAUCUGCAUUUUGCCCAGAACACAAUUUAAAUACAUUUUAUUGUUAAUUCUGAUGUUAAAAAAAAAAAAAAACUAAUGUUAUAACUUCUAAUUAAUCCUUUUUUUUCCAGUUGUUAUAAUAUUGAUCUUCUUUC